AUGUCGGCAGACGAGGCUUCGGAUCACCUGAUGUUAUGGACACCGCUCAACAUUAUACUAUUCAACCUGGUGUUCUCGGAUUUCUCAGUGUCAGUGCUAGGGAAUCCAUUCACACUUAUAUCAGCACUCUUCCAUCGAUGGAUCUUCGGGAAGACCAUGUGUGUUCUUUACGGUUUUUUCAUGGCUUUAUUAGUAUCACGUCACACAUCUUCAGUUGCUGCUCCUCCAACAUCACAACGGCGAACGGAAUUCUCCAACAUCACAGAGAGAUUCCUGAAGGUGGAAGAGAAGACGAUUUCAAAUCAAUUGGAAGAAUUUACAAAUAUCAAAUGCGCAGAUCUUGCAAGCAUUUGA
This is a messenger RNA of Spodoptera exigua (beet armyworm), 354 nucleotides long. Lineage: Eukaryota; Metazoa; Arthropoda; Insecta; Lepidoptera; Noctuidae. The record is from the annotation of a GenBank genome assembly.